Coregonus sp. 'balchen' is the source of this 5884-nucleotide messenger RNA. Lineage: Eukaryota; Metazoa; Chordata; Actinopteri; Salmoniformes; Salmonidae. The record is from the annotation of a GenBank genome assembly.
AACUUUUAUUUUAAAUAGUCCUCGUUAUCUUGAGAUAGAUUUGUGAUCUGCGAUUGAGUGGCAAAUCAUUUUAACCGUACCGAAAAUGUUGUCUUCCAUAUAAUCGAUACCAGAGCAAUCGAUUGCAAGGAUCCUCAAUCGACGUAUACAAACUGAGUUUGAUAUAUAAUGGUAUAAUAGCACAUGGCAAACUCACCUGCGUUAUUAUGGCAUUGAGGCGAGCCUUGCAUUUCGUUUUCAAAGUGGGUGACAGAAGCAAAACGGCCACCUUUUACCGAGAUGUGCUCGGCAUGAAGGUACAUUUUCAGCUCUUUCGUAGAACAUCCUUAAAUGGAUUUCACUUGCACAGAGUGUACCACUGUUUCAUUCGUUUGUUAUGAUUGUGCUUCAAUGUUGUUCAUUGUGCUGUAAACUCACGUGAUAUUGGGGACUAGAUCACUGUUUUGCGUCAAAAUCACUGAUUUUAUUUCAGAUUUUGCGUCACGAAGAGUUUGAAGAGGGAUGCAAGGCCACUUGUAAUGGGUAGGCAGGCUGUCCACUUUACUGUUCAAACUUCACCUUGAAUCGGACUUUGGUCGGCUAACACCUCUUGUGAAAAUUUAUUGAUUUAAUUACUUGUUGUGUAACAAUACAGUCUCGCUCUCUCUCACAUAUGAUGCCCUACUUGCUUGUGUGUGUUCAGCCCUUAUGAUGGAAAAUGGAGCAAGACAAUGGUCGGCUUUGGUCCAGAGGAUGAUCACUUUGUGGCUGAACUGACCUACAAUUAUGGAGUGGGAGAAUAUCGCCUUGGCAAUGACUUCCUGGUAAGUGAAUGGUUAUUCAUGAACACUCAAUAUUGAUAUAUAGUUUUUAACCCAAUCCUAACUCAAUGUAUGCCACCAUGUCUUUAUUUCAGGGUCUGACUCUGCAGUCUAGCCAGGCUGUCAGCAAUGCUAAGCGGCUUGGUUGGCCCCUCACUGAGGUUGGAAAGGCCCUCUAUCUGGCUGAGGCCCCAGGAGGUUAUCGCUUCUACCUGGUGGACAAACAACAGCCUCCCAAUGGUUGGUCAAUAGUGCUUUGCACAGAAGAUCAUUGCUUUAGUAGACUGUAAAGUAGAGUAGUAGACUAUAGCCUACUGUGUUUAUUUUUAAGUCCAGGAGGAAAUGAAUUAACCUGGGUACCAGUCUUUGUGCCAUCAUGCCAAUCCUUGCCACUCCUUGUCAUGCCAUGUUUGGCUUACAUGGAGUAGGCAAGAGCACAAAUGGAUCUGGAACCAGUCUAGAUAUGAAUACUCCUAACAUUCAGGUAACUGCCAAAAUAAAGGAAACAAUAAUAUAGUUUCUUAAGAGUGUUGGAUCACCACGAGCCGCCAGAACAGCUUUAAUGCGCCUUGGCAUAGAUUCUACAAGUGUCUGGAACUCUAUUGGAGGGAUAUGACACCAUUCUUCCACGAGAAAUUCCAUCAUUUGGUGUUUUGUUGAUGAUGGAAAACGCUGUCUCAGGCGCCACUCCAGAAUCUCCCAUAAGUGUUAAAUUGGGUUGAGAUCUGAUGACUGAGAGACACACAUACACCCUUUAAACCCCAUAUGCUCCUUUGAUACCCCUCUUUCAAAGUCACUGAGAUCUCUUCUAGCCAUGGUAGCCAGAAUAAUGGGCAACUGGGCAUUUUUAUACAUGACCCUAAGCAUGAUGGGAUGUUAAUUGCUUAAUUAACUCAGGAACCACACCUGUGUUUUUCACUUGGUUAAAGAUCCUGUACAGAAGGUGUGUCUGGCAGUGUCUGACCUGCAGAAAUCAACACACUACUGGUCCUCCCUUCUGGGGAUGAAGGUGAUAGAGAGAAGUGAGGAGAAGAAGACUGUGCUGAUGGGAUUCGCAGACUCUCAGGUCGGUGGUGGCACCUUAAUAGGGGAGGACGGGCACGUGGUAAUGGCUGGAGUGAAAUUAGUGGAAUGGUAUCCAUAUAGUUGAUGACAUUCCAUUUGCUCCGUUCCAGCCAUUAUUAUGAGCCGUCUUCCCUCAGCAGCCUCCUGUGUUCUACACUUAGAACAUGACUGUGUGUUUGCAUGAAUUGAUAAGAUGGUGCUAAUGCUAGGUGUGUGCGCUUUUCUGUAUAUUUGCAGUGUAAACUAGAGCUUCACAACAUUGGUGGGACAGUAGAUCAUGGGACAGCCUUCGGGCGGAUAGCAUUCUCUUGUCCACGUGAGCAGGUGAAGUAAUAGACCCUUUUCCAGUACACGACACACUGACGUCACGCGCAGAAGCCAUCGCCAUCUGCGCCCAUUCAACAUUGCCUAGAUUAAAGUUUUUAUUACUUCUAAACAAAAUAACUUUUUGGGGUUCUCAUAUGCUUACAAUGAUGUUUUGAUUCUUGCUUGAACAGUUGCUAAGAUUAUAUUUGGUUGUGAUCUUUGUAAAAUAACUAUUUUGGAUGCAGCAGUUGUUAACUAGAAUGCUAACGCUCAUUGAUACAGUGGGGAAAAAAAGUAUUUAGUCAGCCACCAAUUGUGCAAGUUCUCCCACUUAAAAAGAUGAGAGAGGCCUGUAAUUUUCAUCAUAGGUACAUGUCAACUAUGACAGACAAAAUGAGAAAAACUAAUCCAGAAAAUCACAUUGUAGGAUUUUUUAAAUGAUUUUAUUUGCAAAUUAUGGUGGAAAAUAAGUAUUUGGUCAAUAACAAAAGUUUCUCAAUACUUUGUUAUAUACCCUUUGUUGGCAAUGACACAGGUCAAACGUUUUCUGUAAGUCUUCACAAGGUUUUCACACACUGUUGCUGGUAUUUUGGCCCAUUCCUCCAUGCAGAUCUCCUCUAGAGCAGUGAUGUUUUGGGGCUGUCGCUGGGCAACAUAGAUUUCAACUCCCUCCAAAGAUUUUCUAUGGGGUUGAGAUCUGGAGACUGGCUAGGCCACUCCAGGACCUUGAAAUGCUUCUUACGAAGCCACUCCUUCGUUGCCCGGGCGGUGUGUUUGGGAUCAUUGUCAUGCUGAAAGACCCAGCCACGUUUCAUCUUCAAUGCCCUUGCUGAUGGAAGGAGGUUUUCACUCAAAAUCUCACGAUACAUGGCACCAUUCAUUCUUUCCUUUACACGGAUCAGUCGUCCUGGUCCCUUUGCAGAAAAACAGCCCCAAAGCAUGAUGUUUCCACCCCCAUGCUUCACAGUAGGUAUGGUGUUCUUUGGAUGCAACUCAGCAUUCUUUGUCCUCCAAACACGACGAGUUGAGUUUUUACCAAAAAGUUAUAUUUUGGUUUCAUCUGACCAUAUGACAUUCUCCCAAUCCUCUUCUGGAUCAUCCAAAUGCACUCUAGCAAACUUCAGACGGGCCUGGACAUGUACUGGCUUAAGCAGGGGGACACGUCUGGCACUGCAGGAUUUGAGUCCCUGGCGGCGUAGUGUGUUACUGAUGGUAGGCUUUUUUACUUUGGUCCCAGCUCUCUGCAGGUCAUUCACUAGGUCCCCCGUGUGGUUCUGGGAUUUUUGCUCACCGUUCUUGUGAUCAUUUUGACCCCACGGGGUGAGAUCUUGCGUGGAGCCCCAGAUCGAGGGAGAUUAUCAGUGGUCUUGUAUGUCUUCCAUUUCCUAAUAAUUGCUCCCACAGUUGAUUUCUUCAAACCAAGCUAAGCUGCUUACCUAUUGCAGAUUCAGUCUUCCCAGCCUGGUGCAGGUCUACAAUUUUGUUUCUGGUGUCCUUUGACAGCUCUUUGGUCUUGGCCAUAGUGGAGUUUGGAGUGUGACUGUUUGAGGUUGUGGACAGGUGUCUUUUAUACUGAUAACAAGUUCAAACAGGUGCCAUUAAUACAGGUAACAAGUGGAGUACAGAGGAGCCUCUUCAAGAAGAAGUUACAGGUCUGUGAGAGCCAGAAAUCUUGCUUGUUUGUAGGUGACCAAAUACUUAUUUUUCACCAUAAUUUGCAAAUAAAUUCAUAAAAAAUCCUACAAUGUGAUUUUCUGGAAAAAAAAUUCCUCAAUUUGUCUGUCAUAGUUGACGUGUAUCUAUGAUGAAAAUUACAGGCCUCUCUCAUCUUUUUAAGUGGGAGAACUUGCACAAUUGGUGGCUGACUAAAUACUUUUUCCCCCCACUGUAUAGGACUGUAGCAAAAGCUAGCCAAAGAGACAUUUUACUGGUUGAAGUUUAAGUGUUUUUUUAAGUAUAAUGCAGUUUAUUUGCGAUGAGGACACAAACAUGAUAUUAAACAGGACAUUCAUACAAGUCUUAAAAUCCAAUUAUAAUCCAAAAGUAGUGUGAAAUGCACUCAUAAGCAAAAUGUAAAUAGAGGCUUUUUUUGCUGGCGUUCUAUAAGAACUUCCCCUUGUUCUGCCACCAACUUGCGCGCAUCGCCCUCGAGCGGCAAUGUUUGCAAACACAGAAAGGGGUCUAUACAAUGCUAUAAAUUCUUCGUUUUUUUGCCCUACAGACUCUUUACAUACAUGCACACAGAAAGCAAUAUUCAACUAUUUGUUUUAUUAUUUUUAGUUGGCAGAUCUUGAAGCCCUGAUGACAAAAGAAAACCAUAAAAUACUUACUCCCUUGGUUAGCCUGAACACUCCUGGGAAGGCUACAGUAGAAGUGGUCAUUUUGGCUGAUCCAGUGAGUACAUUACCAAAUAAUUAACAUGGGUAGCCUUUAAAAAAAAAUAUAUAUAUUUAUAUUUUAUUAUUUUUUAAUUAUAUAUAUUUUUUUCUUUUGGGGGGUAGAUCAGCUUUAAUACUGCAGAUAGAUUGUAACUUCCAUCAAUGUAAUUGUCUGCAUCACUUCCAAUCCCCCAUAUGUUUAUUUUCUUCUCGCAAAUAGGGUAGACUUGAUUAAUUAUAAAUUCUCAACAUAAUAACUGUGGUCAUCUGUGGUCUAGGAUGCCCAUGAGAUCUGCUUUGUGGGAGAUCAGGCAUUCAGACAACUCUCCCAGAUGGACCCCAGUGGAAAUGCAUUGCUGGAUAAGGUUGGUAUUUAGAAAUAUUAUACAAAUGAAACAAUACUUUGCAUUAACACAGAGUACAUGCUCUUAAUUUCUUACCCUAAUUUAUUUUCAGGCAAUGGCUGAAGAUAAAAGUGAUGAGUGGUUUGCCAAGCACAACAAGCAGAAGGCUUCAGCAUAAGUGCUUAGAACAUAGCUGAGCUGUCAUGGAUCUACAGGACAUUUCCAACCACUGUACCUGGAUGUGUUUGUGAACACUCCAAUAGAGGUGUAGAGCAUGGGCUCUCUAAUUGUCUGUACCUUUUGCCUCAUAUAUGGUAUUACCCUUCCAGCUGCACGAUGUCAGUAGAUUUUACUCAACCAGAAGUAUUAUUUUGAGAUGCUUAGAAUGAGACUGAAAGUGUAGCUGUAUUUCAGUCAUACUGUGGCAAAAGCUUGAUGAACAUGGACCACUUUUAUAUUAACCUUGUUUGUGUAUGCAUUGAAAAAAAUCGUGCCUAUUCAGCUCAAUUAAAUAAAUAAAAGACUGUAAUAAUUGUGACUUCAUGAGAACAGUGAAUUACAAUAAUGCAAGUGUAUGGUAGAAAAGUAAUAUCCAUUUGAAGUCUUCACACUGCCAAAUUGUAGGUCAAGUUUUGUGAAAUGUGUAGACACUGCAGGUUGAAAAACCAAUGAAAGGAGCGGGUAUAUGCAUAUCAUGUGAUGUUGAAGCUGUGUCAUGUCAUGCUCAUUGAACUAUCAAAUGGGGAUAUCAAACUGAGCUAUAUCAAAAGGGAAUGGCAUUAACAUUUUCUUAAAGAUGGGAGAAUUGCCUAACCUUUGCAACUACUCACUCCUACUACCAUUUUCUAGUGAUCCCCUUUCUUUGGCAUGAGAUGAAUGACACUGAAUAAGAAAGUGUCUAGUCCCUUAUUAAACUAGCUGUUGUUGAGUGGUUAUGCAUAAUAAAGAGGGAGAAGCAUAUGAAAUCAUUUUUGAAUAAACUUGUGUGCAC